AUGUCGGAUGGUCUGGGAAGCUCGAAACGACCUACCUGGUCUCCUCUUUAUGUAAGUGUGAUUGUGGUGAUUGUGGUCAUUUGUGAACGUAAUUGUCUGUCACAUGGAGUUUUUGGUAGUGAUGAAAGAGAAAUGAAGGUCAAAACAUUCCGAAACGCCAUGAAGCUCGGAGUCGAUAGGCUCGAUCUCUUACAGCCUGUGAAUGAGAAAUUCAUUAACCCCCUCCCACCCGGCAGAGCAUGGGUCGAACACACAACAAUCCCGCGCCUCUCCCACCUCAUCCUCGACGGCAUGACCCCCGACCAAGCAACAGGCACCAUCCGCGCCGAAUGGGUACAAGACGCCCGUCUCAAGCAAUCCAAACACCAGCCUGCUGAACGUGUGAUUCUCUACAUCCAUGGUGGCGCAUACGUAGUCGGAUCGCCUGCAAGUCAUCGCCCGAUUACGUGGCGAAUGAGCAAACAUGCCCAGGCGAGGAUAUUCGCGCCACGAUAUCGCCUGGCGCCCAAACAUGUGUUUCCGCUCGCGCUGCAGGAUGUGCUGUGUGCGUAUCUGUAUCUGGUGGAUCCGCCGUCGCCUGUCAAUUAUAGAUAUGCGCCGGAGCAGAUUGUGUUUAUGGGUGAUUCGGCUGGUGGUGGACUUGCGUGGGCAGCCAUGCUGUAUAUCCGUGAUCACGCAGGAAAGUUCCCGAUGCCGGCUGGGAUAUGUGGGAUUGCGCCGUGGUUGGAUUUGACGCAUUUGAUGCCGUCGUUUUUGGAUAAUGGGAAGUGGGACUACCUGCCUACAAGGACCAAAGACCCCAAGCAUACCAACAAGGACCGCCUUUUCCCAUACGUAAAGCAUAAUGAUGAUAUGCCAAACCCAUACGUGUCUCCCUUAUAUGCCAAGGAGGAUCCAAACGUCCCCAUCUGUCCCGUCCUCAUUCAAAUCGGUGAGGCCGAACGACUACGUGAUGAGAGCAUCUAUUGGGCUUUCGAGCGAUUCAAGAACUCGCCGGUGCGCUUGGAGAUGAUGGAGGAUCAGGUCCACGUAUACCACCUCUUCGAAUCCUCGAAAUCAAUCGCCGGUAAAUCAUACCAGCGAUUCGGUGAAUUUAUUCGUGAAGUCACGUCUUUGAAAGGCAGACCGUUCGUGGUUGGUGAUCGCGCUGUGCUGAUCCGUAACCAGCGUCCUGCGUACCCCAUUGAGUCAUUAAAGGACCCGUUGCGCUUUGUGCGUGAGGGGUUGGAGAGGCGCGGACAGAGGUUGGAGGAUGUGGGGCGUUGGCUGGACGCGAGGGCGAGGUUGGAUUGUUUGCAGGGGGAGUGCGAGUAUGAGUAUUGA
This is a messenger RNA of Synchytrium microbalum, 1323 nucleotides long. RefSeq lists its product as uncharacterized. The transcript has 6 exons. Bases 1 to 1323 code for a protein of 440 amino acids. Gene Ontology annotation, molecular function: hydrolase activity. The record is from RefSeq and is a predicted model, not a curated record. NCBI's taxonomy places the organism in Eukaryota, Fungi, Chytridiomycota, Chytridiomycetes, Synchytriales, Synchytriaceae.